GGCGGAGCAGCUGCAGGCGCGCGAGUGCGCGCCUCGCCCACCUCCCUCCCGCCAAUCUUACCGCGUCGGUUUAUUUGCGGUAAAGGAAAGUGCGUUGUAGGUAGGCCCCGCCCCCUUUGCUCGGCCCGUCCAACCAGCACCCGCCCUUGUUGCUGAGGCGCGAAAGGGGAGGGAGAAGGAGUCGACGACGAAGAUGGUGGCGGACGGUGCUCGCGCUCUGGCUGUCCCCCUCCCAGGAGGGACCCCGCGGCCAGAGGUGAAACCUGUGGUUAAGACUGCAAACCUCUGUUUGUUUGGAAAUGCUCAUUUUGGAAACAAGAGUUCGCACACUGGAAGUGAGGAUAUGGUUAAACAAAGCACCACGUUCAAUCAUUAUAAGUCACAGGUAAAUAGCAGAAAGCAAGAAAUGGACACACCAUUUUUCUCUCCGUUGUUUGGAGGAAUAACUAAUACACCGCCUACUGUGGAUUCUCCCCAGUUUUACAGCAGCUGGUCGCCUUGUGGAGACGAUGCCAAUGCUAUUGCUUCAUUACAUGACUUCACACAAAAAAGGACACAGGUAAAUUUGUCUUAUUCUGGUAGUGGCCCUGAUAUGUUUGGCUUAGUGACCAGCAUCCUAGAGGAGCCAAACAAGCAAGAACCUGUUACAGACUGGAAUUCUCUAUCAAGAUUGUUUCCACCAGUGUGGUCAUCAGACUUUGAAAACACUGAAAACUUCUCAGGGCUUUUUCCUACAAAAUGUUUGGAAAAUGAAGAUCUUACUAACUUAGUUGGUACCCAAAACACAUACGAAGAAAGCUUGCAAAAGUCAUCCUCUGCAGAAUUACUAAAUAGAGAAUUUGAGGAUUUCCGUAUUACAAGAUCCUGGCUUGCAACUUCUGAUCUUUGUAGUCAGUCACCUGGUGAGAUUUUGAAGAAUGCUAAUCUAGAAAACAAGGCUUUUAAGAGUAAUGGGAUCAAUCAACAAGGUGGAUUUGCAUAUCAAAAUGUACCCAAUUAUGACAAAAAUCAAUUAAACAGUAGCGGUGGGAAGAGCCAUAAUGAUUUUAGCACUUUCUCAUCUUGCACUAGAAUAAAAGAUAGCACUUACACAAGCAAGGAACAUCAGAAAGCUGACAAAGCAAGAGGCCUGCUUGGAAAAAAUGAUACAGAGGGAUCAAGUGAAUACUUAAGUCAGUUGUCUAACUCUCCAGCUGAUGGAAUAUGGGACCCAGUGAUCCAGGGAAAUAAUUUGCCUCCUAAAAGAUAUACAAGUUUUACAGCGACUCAUGACUCACAGCAGUUUAGUUGCUCAUCUCCGUAUUUUCUCAUUCCAACACUUAAUCAAGAAAAUGGCUUUCCCAAAGGAAUGAAUAUAAAAUUGCAGGAAGACUACCCACAAAACAACCAUAGUAGCAUCAGUACAAAGGUGAACGUUGGUAAUGCUGAAUGUAAGAUCCCUAUACAUCAUCAAAAAGGAUCCUGUAAUCACUUGCCUCUUAAGCCAGCUCUACAGAAUAUGAACUCAUCUUACAAUGGAUAUACGUGGCUGGAUAAUAAAAUACUAAGUCCAGUAGCUACAUCACAUGUGACUAAUGGGAAACAAAAAAAAAUGAGCCCUCAGUUAUCUUCAGGGUGUUCCACUCCAUCAAGUGCAUCUUCCACCAAUCAGUCUGUAGCACAGCCUUCCUAUUCACAGGUGUUACCAGUGUUGUCCUCAAGAAAAGAUGGGAAGCUACACAUAUCUGCGAACAUCCCCAAUAGGUCGGGUUUUUCCAACUGCAAAGAAAAUCACAAGCAACACAACUCUACUGGACACUCCCAGAAUGAUUCUUUAGCUACUAUAGAGGGAUACUGUGGUAAAGAAUCCAUUAAUGCUUCUUCUAGCUGGUUAUCACAACAGCAUUCUGUAAACGAAUCUGCAAAACACUCCAGUUUGCAUAAUAAGCAAAGCCAAUACAGUACUGGUGAGAGAACUGGGCAGAAUGAGAGAAGAUGUAAAAAUAAUUGGAUUCCACACCCAGGCUACGUGAGCCCAAAUCAAGCACAGCUCGAUAUAUUAAGAAGAAAAGAACAGAAUGGUGGCAACUUGUCUGAUUUCAUCAAUCCUUCUUUCCUACCCCUUUUCCCAUUGAUGUCUGGUUAUAAACAUAUGCCCAAUUUUCUUCCAUUUAAUCCUCAUCCAUUUUCAUCACCAACUAAUGUUGCAUUUUCUCCAUUGCCAUUUCCAUUGUCUGAACUUGCUGACCUUCUUCAUUAUGAUGACUUCCCCUAUUUGAAUCCUUUCUUUAAUGAACUUGUCUGCGGAGAUAUAGCUGCACAAUACUUUGCCUUCCCUCCACCUCUGCACCACUAUAGACCUCCAAAGAAUCGUACUGGACCUGCAAAUGAGCUGCAUAGUCAUCUAGAAGAGUGUUAUGAACAGUGGCGGGCACUAGAGAGGGAACGGAAGAAGGCAGAGGCAGAUCUAGCCAGAAACUUCCCAGGGAAGCGGGUAUCCAGCUCAAAUAAUGCUCCAUUUUCCCGGCUUCCUGCCAAGCCUUCCCGAGUAGAUCGUCUGAUUGUGGACCAAUUCCGAGAGCAGGCGAGAGUACACACCUUAGUUGGGAAAAUGGAACGUCUUUGUGGUACUCCUGUCCAUGGUAACAUAUCUGCCACUUUGAGACAUCAUUUGGAAGCCAUCUGUGCUACCCGAGCAAGACGCAAGGAUGAGAUUGUUAAUGCUGUUAAUCCUCAGAGGCAGGGAACAUCUCGUUACAAUAAUGAAAGAGAUGUCCUUGCUCUGGCAGCUGCCAUUAAAGAUUUGGCUUUCUUCACACGAAAAGCACGUACGGCUUUAUGGUGUGCUCUUCAGAUGACACUUGCAAAAACUUCAGUGAAUGCUCCAGUAAAAAAGGAGGAAGUGGAAAGGGCUUUGCAGGAGCUCUGUCCUGUAAAUGGCAACUCACAAGUGAAGACCAGCAUGGAGCAUGAAGACAAAGAAAACAAGAGAGAGAACCAUGAACAGCCCCAACAGGUCAUCAAAUGAGCACAUCCAAGCAAAUCUUGUAGCAGUGUAGAAAAUAUGCCAGGCUGUCAGAAAGGCUAGAUGAUCUGUGCUGCAUUUCCACUGCUGAUACUCAAGCCUAGAUAACAUAUAUUUCUGUAAUAGUAUUGCUUCAGUCUUAAUAUUGGUGGUAGAGGUGUGUAGUGUAAAAUAGGAAGGAGUCGACUUAAGUGGAGACAAGCAAUUGUGGUUCUUGGCCACCAAUCCAAAGCUGUAAAUCAAGCAUUAACUAGGAAACUAGCAAGUGGCUAAGCUAAUUCUUAUAAAAAUUUAACACGUAGUGCCACUUCAUUCCUUGGUUUUGUAAUGUUAAUAUUUUAAGUGCCAAAGUUAUUACUGAAUACUGUGGUUUUUUUAAACUGAUAAUGAAUAAUGCACAUUUAUUGUCGUAUUGUCAGGAGCUGAAGGAAAAAUUCCCAGUGGUCUGGCUUGAAGCAGUCAACAACUAAUGUUAGUUGCAUUAAACCUGAAAGUUACCAGGAGUGUUACCAGCAUUGGUUUCAAGCUGGACUCAUCCAGACGUCAGCUUCCAUAGGUGGGAUAGAACAAUAGAAUCUGUAGGUUUCGAAAGAAAAACAAAAGGAGUUUUAAAUUAUGGUGAGCAUUAGCCAGUGAGAUUAGAUUUAGAAACGGAACAUAUUGGUGCCUUAGUGGCUUAAAACAAUUAUUUAACUUGGUAUGCACUUAAUGAAAAUAUAUGGCUAUUAAUGGUUUAUUUAUUUUAAUGGUUAAUAUAUUAUUUUUAUUUUAUUUUAAUAUACACUUUGAUCCAUUGCCAGACCUAAUAAUCAGGCUUGUGUUUGCUCAGGGUCUGUAUGUGUAUUUAUGAUCCUUAAAUACACACAAUAUAUUAUGUUCGUAGAGAGGGAAUGUUUGUAGAAAUAGCUAUAUAAAACUAAAUCUAUACUAGGUUACCAAAGCUGGCUGAUUUAUUUUUAGCAUGAAGAAAUUUUGUAUGUUUAAUUAUUAUUAUUAUUAGGCUUCAUACUGUGUCUUGGACAAUCAGACACGUUACAUGGCCAACGUCUGUGUACAAGGUAAGAAUUGGAACAGAUGGAGCCCCAGUCCAAAAGUUUCACUGGUACAUUUUGAUUUUGUCCCUGCCAGUACACGUUUUCCCCCUUCACUGUAAUGUUGGGGACACCUCCAUGCAAAUAGUGGGGAGGUGCGUGCGCGUGUGCACAUGGGCACACACACAGCUGUCUGACAUUGCAGUAAAUUGGGGAAGUGGUGUGUGUCCCUGGAGCUUCUAUGUGUGAUAGGAACUCUAGUUGGGAGCUUUAAUGUUUGGGUUCUUACCACUUAAGAGUAUUAACGUUUGAACAGUCUUGUAAAAUGUGAGAUUACCUGGCUGUACUGAUAUCCAGGCAGUGUAUUUGCAUUGUAUAUGUUAGUGACGAAUUUGUCUUAAUUGAAAAAUUGUGUUGAAAAGUGAGGGAUACUGGGUGAAAAAAAAAUACUUCAAGUGCUUGGAACAGGUUUUACUUGUUUAGUAAUUUGUUCAAACGGAUUCUGCUCUAGGCAGCAUAAUUAAUUGAAUUGUCUUAUAUGUACUUUACACCACCACCACCUGAGUUCACUUUUGGGCCGAACCUUAUAUGUCUAACUAAUGAAUGGGCCAGUGCUAAGAGGUUCUGCCUAGGUAAAACUCAGAUCCUUCUUGAUUGGCUGAGAAAGAAACAGAGAGGUUGGCUUGUGCAACACUAGGCAACCAGCUGUAGCUGUGGUGGCUGGAUUUGAAAGAUGACCUUCACCCCUAUCUUUCCCUCUGCCUCCAUCUUUGGCGCAAAGAGGGGCUUUAAUGCAAAUAGGAGUCCAGGCUUGUGAAUGUUUAGAGUAAAUGUAAAAAUGAAUAAAAGGACUUGGAUGUGUGCAACAGGAAAUUGCAAAUACCUCAUGCUCUCUCUCUUUAUUUUAAAAAGCAAAGGAAUAAUUAAAAGGCACAAUCAUUACAGUGCCAGUUCCUUAAAAGAAAAUAAAAUAUUUUCAGCCUUAGUUGUAGCUUAAAGAUUAAUGUGGAAGAAAUUACACUUUGUGCAUUUUGCACUAAAUGUCAUUCGGUCAAACAGAUUUUGUAGAUUAAAAUUGGUUUACAGUAUACAGAGUUGAUUUAAUUUAACUCUUAGUAAUAUUACCAUGUUAGAAAUGGUAAUUUGGUAGUCUUAUUUUUUUAUGUUUACAAAAUCAUUGUACUUCUCCAGGACUGUAUUGUAGUAAUGAGUAUAUUAGGCCCACUGAGUUCUUAAUUUAUGAAAAUUGUUUAAACCUGUGGUUAUAAUUGGUGGUUAUAGGUAAUGUGCCUUUAAAUGUCUUAAAAGAUAACAUAUAACUGUGUACUCACUCUUGGUUGCAACUAAGCAAUAUAGUUAAAGGGAUUAUAAUAAGCUGCAUUUGAUAGCUGUAGUUUACCUUAUGAAUAUUAAAUAAUCAAUUUCCAGCAUUGGUUUCCUUAGCUUUAGAAUAUCUAAAAUGUGUUUGUUUUAGUUACGUUGCCUAUAAUGGGAUCCAUUCUCAUUUGAUUGACUUUGGUGCUGCAUCCCUUGCUUUUCAAAAGAAAAUGGCAGUAACGGAUACCCACCAAAGGAUAUUGCAUUUUACGCAUGUGAACUGAAAUUCAAUUUUCUGUUUUGGAAUUGAAAAAAACAAAACUUUCUGCUACACUUUGCAUUAGUUUGUGUAGGGUGUUUUCCUAGCAGUAUUGUCUGGUCUUUUCUAUUUCUGUGGUUGAUAGUCACAUGGUACACCUACCAGUUAGGGCGUAAUUUUUGAUGUAAUGUAAAAUCAGUACAUGGGUUCUUCAUUAUAACUGUUGCAUUGCUUUAUACCCAAUAAUUUAAUUAGAUGCGAAGUUGGGCCAUUUGUUAUAUUGUCCCAAAGAAGCUCUGUGGGUUGGUUUGUCAGUUUCUUCCCCCAAACUGAUGAAGUGAACCGAAUCGCAGGAUUUGCUACUGAGAUGCUUGUUUCUGAACAGCUUUUAAAUAUUAACACCUUGUUGAAGGCAUCAGUUGCUCAUUUCCAAAAUAGAACUGGCAUUCUGUAUUCCCUCAGCCUUCCAAUUAUUAAAGAGAAAUAUUCAGAGUUACUUUUUAACUUUUAAGUAAAAUAAGCCAGUGUACUGUAAAUGAAAAUAAGGCAUCUUGUCAGACAUGUACCAUUGCUCCAAAUAAAUGGCACUGUGAUGUUCCAACUAGCGGGUUGCUCCUGCUGAACUUGCCCUAUGAUGACUCUAAUACCAGAUGUGUUAAAUUACGCAGCAUAGAUAUGCACCUAAUCUAAAAUGCACCUAAGAGACUUGUCUGUAAACAUAUUGCAAACUUCAUGUGAAGGUGAGUUCUGUUCUCUUACGUGUGAGAGCUGGAAACUGGUGAGAACAGCAGCAAAGACUGAAGGGGCUUAAUGGGAAUUAGAUGGCCAUAAAGCUAAAUGUGGGUUGAAUCUACUUUGAUUUAUUGUUUGGGGUUUUUGUUUACCUAUGUAGGACUUGUUUAUGUUGUAGAAAAAUGCUACUAAAGUGUUGCAGAAUUUAGCCUUAGAGUAAUACACAAGAUAAGUUCCAGAAGAGCCCUUGUUCAAAUGGAAAGUGGGGGGGGGGAGGAGGUGAUUUCCUUCAGUUCCCCCUGCUCCCACCCAUGCUGCUCUAAAAGGUCACCCCACUGCAGAACAGAUUUGCUUGGGUGUCCAUGUGCGCAAGGAGUUAUAGGAGGAAUUGACAAAAAUGCUUCCUUGCCCACCCCCUCCAUUUAUGAGGGCAGAGUGCUCCAUUCUGUAAACAGAUAUCUGGAACUAACUCUGUCUGUGUUAAGAACAAAAAACCAGAUCUGCUGUUACCCAAAGAUUUUACCAUGCAAAGCCUGGCUUUCAUCUGCCCAGAAGCACUUGUGCUGCCUGACCCCUCCUUGAAGCAGCAGUCUCUCAAUGCCUUGUCUUGACCUAGUUUUGAAAUUCCCAAGUUCCACCUGUGGUUUGUCCUGUGGUACUGAAGAGCCACUGUCUUGAACGAAGCUCUACUACGUUGCAUGUUUCUCUUGACUUUGGCCAUAACCUUGGCUACAGUGAGAUGGCCUCAUUAGAUAACAUCAUUUGGUUUUAAUGGUGUUUAUUGACCUUUGUUUUAACUGCCUUAUUUGUAUGUUUCAUAGUGUUUGGUUUUCCUUGAAUGUCUUGCACCACAAAAUUCCAGAAACAGACAUACAUAUAGGUAGAAACACCUUUAGAAUGAGGGCAGCAGACUGCUUUCAUUUAAAGCUGAACAUUCCAUGGUAGACACCUAGUCUUCCUACAGAUUUGCAAGUUUUUGAGAAUUCAGCAUAUUUUGUGUAUGUGUUAAUUUUUACUUGUCUGUAUGGAAACCCAGCUCGAAAUUGUACCCUGCAUGGUUUUAUGGGUCUUAAUCACCAGCACACUUAAACGUUUGGUAAACCUUUAUAUGAAAUUAUGAAAAUGUAUAUCGUAGUUGUGAAUGCUUAUACAACAGAUUUUUGUAGCAUCUUGCAACUCAUUUUUAAAGGCAAUUUUUGUUCUAGCUUUCAUUUUUAAAAAUGUGGAUAUUUUUGUUAAACCUAUUAGCAAUACGAUAGUUUAUGGUGCAAAAAAGAUCCUCAUUAAGUUACUUAUUCAGUUUAUUGACAAGCUACGGUAGUUGGUAAGAACUUUUAACAAAACUGAGAACUGUAACUAUUACUAACAUCUCUUGGCUGUUUUGCCAGAUAAACUUUAGAAAUUAUUGUAUAUGCUGGCAAAAUGGGUAAGAAAAAGAGAUGGAUAUAAACCGGACAGGACGUCAGCUCAAAACAAGACAAUAUCAAAUGUUUCUAUGUGGUAUGCAGAAACAUAAGCCUUUUGUUUGGGAAGAGAAGCGUGCAUUUUUUAUUAUAGAUGAUGUGAAGAUAAAACUAUUUUAAUAUACUGUUUGUGGUAUAAUACCGUGUGCCAAUCUUGUUGAACAGCAAAAAUGUGUAUAUAGCUAGUUACAUGAUUGACAAGCCUAUUGUGAUUUGAUCGAUUUAGUAAAUUGAACAGAAAAAUGUUUAAAAAGAGGUCAAUCGCUAUAAGAGACUUUAUCAUUGGUCAAUUCAGGUGCUGAGUCAUUGUAUCUGGAAAUAAUUGUGUUUCUGAAAGCUGCAAAAAGCUCACUUCUACCUCUCCUGUAACGUUCUGGAUGAUGAUGAUGAAGUUCUACACUGACCUUCUGGCACCUCCUUUGAUACUAGAUUGUGAAAUGGGAUGCCAAAUAGCCAAGGCUUAAAUCAUCGCUUGUGUGAAGUCAGUUAACAUGUGUGCACUUGUCAAUUAUAUUAAAAUAAAACAGUAGAAAAGUGCAAAAGGUUGUAAUGUUGUGAAAAAAAUUGUUAAGAUUUAUGGUGAAUCCUAUAAAAAUCAUGGUGAGUGAAAUGUGCUAGCAUUAUUUUUAUAUGUAAUAUUUUCUUUAAAUUGAACCUGUUUUCCAUAAGUAUUCAGUUCUGUCUACAUUAAUUAUCAGCUGCUGCUUCCCAUAUAAGACUUUAAUUGUUUCUCUCUUUUGUUUUGUAAUUUUCACUCGUUACGUGUGCUGGCUGACACUUAAACAAUUAAAGUAUUUAAUAUUUAAA
Rhineura floridana is the source of this 8613-nucleotide messenger RNA. RefSeq names its product meiosis-specific coiled-coil domain-containing protein MEIOC-like. NCBI's taxonomy places the organism in Eukaryota, Metazoa, Chordata, Lepidosauria, Squamata, Rhineuridae. Bases 194 to 3007 code for a protein of 937 amino acids. Gene Ontology annotation, cellular component: cytoplasm; nucleus. Gene Ontology annotation, biological process: male meiosis I; female meiosis I; meiotic cell cycle. The record is from RefSeq and is a predicted model, not a curated record. The transcript is spliced from 8 exons.